CUAUUGAAAUGUAUUUCUCUGUCUGAAUGGAUAAAUGUUAUGAUAACACGAGUUUUUGUGUCAAGAAUUCGGAUGGAUUAUUCAUAAACAGCUGAUCUAGAGCGGAGAGGAGGAGGACGGCAGGAAAUUUGUAAUUUUCUUUUUCACUCUUGCUUCUACCUGGAAUCUUUUGUUAAUGAGUAUUGCGUCUAAGCUAUGAAACUGAAGAUUUCAAGAUCACAAAUAACAGCAAUGUAGUGUGGAAGAACAUUUAGAACUUGACGAUGUCAGGAUUGGGCUAGAGAAGAGACUGUAUUUGCCACUUUUAAGGACGGGGAAAUGGAUGAGCACCUGCGUCAGCCAUAUGAGGGCCAGUUGAUUAAGUUCACCAAUGUUGUCAAGGGCUGGCAGGCACGGUGGUUUAUUCUGAAUCCUGAAAUUGGAACUCUGGAAUAUUAUCUGAGUGAGAGUGACAAGCAUGAAAGGGCUCGUGGUAGCAUCCAGUUAGCAGGGGCUGUUAUUUCUCCAAGUGAUGAAGAUUCUUAUACUUUUACUGUGUCUCCAGCUGCUGGGGAAUCUUACAAGUUGCGAGCCACUGACACAAAAGACCGGCAGAUGUGGCUUAAUCGAUUACGAGUUGUGGCCGAGAUGCACACACGGGCCAUUGCUCAUAACCACCCACCACUUGCUCCCCGUGAGCACCGCACACCUGGCAAUAACAAUGCUGGCAAUUCACAUCAGGUCGCUUCAGCUCCACCCAUGGGAUUAGCAGUAUUAGAUGCCUUCACUCAGGUGGCUGAAGUAUUGGAGGAGGCUCGCAGACAACACUCGGCCCUUGUAACAGCCAUUGAGGAUAUGCCAUCUUAUGGUACUGGUAUGCGAUGUACAGAGCCCAACUUACUGUUGCUGAAAGCUACCAGUCAGGCCACACUCCUGUGUCUUGACCAGUGUCUUGGUGUGCUGCGGACACAGCACAUGUCCGCUCCACAUCAUCAGCCAUCGCCACCAGUCACCAGUAUCAAGGUGGGGAGCCUUGGGGCUCGGUGCUCCCCUCUCUUGGGACGCUCCCCACGCUUCCACCGACGCACUGCUUCGGAUGCCUCCUCUGCCUUUCUUCAGCGGCGGCGCUCAUCGCCUACUCCUACUCGUCUUGGAUCUCCAUCUUUGCAUUCCUCUUCUCCCUCUCUGAGAGUACGCACAGCUCCUCAUUCUCCAACCCCUGGCACUACCCAGGGUAUCAGUGCAAUUCCUCCAUCCAGCCUGACAGGGCAGCCGCCAGCACCCCUUACCUCCUCCGCCCUCGGGGAUGUCCUAGAUAUUACAGGCAAUUCUCGCUCCUCAUCUAUUACGUCAGUUACACCCACGUCCACUCCAACACCUCCACUACUUCAGUCAUCACGAGCAGGUGCAAGUGAAAAUAGUUCUGAGAUCAGUGAUGAAGAUGGACCUGAUGGUGAUGGUGAACUGGGUGAAGUUGGUGACGGCCAGCGGUCAAUAAUCAUGCACAUUAUCUCCCAGUUACGUUUGGGAAUGGACCUCACUCGUGUUACUUUACCAACAUUUAUUCUGGAGCGUCGUUCUUUGCUGGAAAUGUUUGCAGACUUCCUUGGACACCCUGACUACUUUGUAAGAAUUGGUGAUGCAAAGACUCCAGAAGAGCGCAUACAACAAGUGGUAAAGUGGUACUUGACGAGCAUCCAUGUUGGUCGUAAUGGGUCUGUGGCCAAGAAACCCUACAAUCCUAUCAUUGGAGAAGUAUUCCACUGUAGUUGGCGCAUUCCUCGGGACUCAAAUACCUCAUCAGAGAACACCGAAGCUUCUGAUGGGAAACCAGCUGAGGGGAAAAAGAGUUCCUACAUCACGAUUAAAUUUUCUGCUGAGCAGGUCUCCCACCAUCCUCCAGUGUCAGCAUUCUACUUUGAAUGUCCAGAGAAGCAGCUUAGUAUCAAUGCCCACAUUUGGACCAAAUCGAAGUUCAUGGGCAUGUCUGUUGGUGUAAAUCUGGUUGGGGACAUCACCCUUGUGAUAGGGAAUGUGCAAGAGAGCUACAGUUUGGCUAUGCCUUCUGCCUAUGCUCGCAGCAUUCUCACAGAACCCUGGGUGGAACUGGGAGGUCGUGUCAACAUUUCCUCUCCAGAAACUGGCUGUCAGGCUGUUAUUGUCUUCCAUACAAAGCCAUUCUAUGGAGGGAAACUACACAGAGUAACAGCAGAAGUGAAGAAUGCUGCUGGAUUAACUCUCACACGUGUACAAGGAGAGUGGGAUUCUGUUCUGGAGUUCAACUAUGCUAAUGGAGUUCAGGAGAACAUAGAUGUCAACGACAUACCAAUGGUAUGUGUUAAGCGUUUGCGGCCCAUUGCCCAGCAAGCACCAAAUGAAUCACGUCGCUUGUGGCUUGAUGUAAGUGUGGCAUUAGCCCGUGGAGAUGUUGAGACUGCAACCAGCCACAAGAGAGCCCUAGAGGAGAUGCAACGGAAGGAGGAGCGCGAACGGGCAGCCAGGAAUGCAGCAUUCCCUACCCAACUUUUCAGCUCUCCUUCAACAGAUCAUUGGGUUUACAACCACCUCCCAUCUUAUGCAUUUACCUCUUGUCCUGUUACUACUCAGAGCCAGUAGGUUAAGACUCAGUACUCAUUAUAUUCUGAUGUUACGUAUGAGAAUACAUACACAAACUUAUCCUUGAUUUGCAGCUGAAUUUUGUUUUGUUUACUCUUAAUGCCAAAGAUUGUGUCAGUAGUCUUUUAUUUUCUUCCACAGUGAAACUCUAAACAUUUCGUUCGAGCAAUACAAAACUGAUUGGGUUAAAAAAAAAUACACCUAAGUAGAUACUGUAUUUAAUAUACCUGUACUCAAAAGAGAAAAUGUAAGGCAUUUUCCACUUCAUUGUCUGGUUCUCAAGUUGUAGUCUAAAAUGUUAGCUUGAAAACUUGUGUUGAUCUUGAGCAGUAACAAAAUUUACUGCAUAAAUAUAUCAGUGUUUUUAUUUUAAAUUUGGAUGGUAAAUGUGAAUUCUAAUUUUAGAGUUUCACAGAACUUAGGAAUUCUUUAUCAGAUAAUCCCAUUUUACUUUACUAUUAUAAAGAGAUUUAAUUUUCCAUAUCCUUGUUUUUGCUUGUUCUCAAUAUUCAAUGUACAGUAUACUGUUAUUGUUAACAAAUAUGAUUUAUAUUUACUUUUAAAUGGCUAAAAUAUUUGAUAAGGGAAACCAUCUACUGUAUACAUGUACUGUACGUAUAAUUAUUUUUUGUUUUUUGCAGUUCACAAUAGAAAAUGAUUUGAUGUAACAUGUACAGUAAUUUACUUUAAGCAAGUAACUGGUUUUACACAAUUUGUUUUAAAGCUACUAUGUUAUGCUAUAUUAUCAGGUUUCUUUUUAAUUUUGGGCAUGUAAUAUUUCAUAACUACUGUACUGAUGUUUUAUAUUUUCUUGAGGAGCUAAAACUCUGUUGCACGUGA
This is a messenger RNA of Homarus americanus (American lobster), 3435 nucleotides long. Its product is annotated as oxysterol-binding protein-related protein 11-like. The coding region runs from base 319 to 2595 and encodes 758 amino acids. Gene Ontology annotation, cellular component: cytosol; membrane; intracellular membrane-bounded organelle. Gene Ontology annotation, molecular function: sterol binding. Lineage: Eukaryota; Metazoa; Arthropoda; Malacostraca; Decapoda; Nephropidae. The transcript has 14 exons. The record is from RefSeq and is a predicted model, not a curated record.